Arachis ipaensis is the source of this 2215-nucleotide messenger RNA. RefSeq names its product protein TIC 56, chloroplastic-like. NCBI's taxonomy places the organism in Eukaryota, Viridiplantae, Streptophyta, Magnoliopsida, Fabales, Fabaceae. Gene Ontology annotation, biological process: protein import into chloroplast stroma. Gene Ontology annotation, cellular component: chloroplast inner membrane. The record is from RefSeq and is a predicted model, not a curated record.
AAUUCUAAUAAAGAUAAAUUUUUAUGAGAUGUUUGAAAGAAAAUAUAAAUUAUAACUCGUGUAUCCCAAUUAUCCUUUUGCAUUAGAAAUUUCUAACGUUAACUUUGUAGCAUCAAAUCAAACCUUCUUUUUCCUCUUCUUCUAAUGGCUUCCAUUAACAACUUCAACCCUUUUGGUGGCAACUGGUUCAACAAACCCCAAAACCCUCUCCCUGCUCUUAACUUCAACAUCCUCGGAUUCUUCGAACACAACGCCAACUCUCCGCCCUUCGCCGCCAUCGGGAUCCCGAGGUUCUUCCGCUGAAGGCCCAAGAAGCCCAACGAUGGAGAACCUGGCCACUUCACUCAGAUGACUCACCAGUUCUUCUGGGAAUGUAAGAACAUCCCUGAUUACAGUUAUCAUGAGGAGUGGUGGAUGGUACUAUAAGGACAGGCUAGGUCGUACACGAGGACCCCUGGAGUUAAUUACGCUUAAAACUGCUUGGGGUGCCGGAAUUAUAGAUAAGAACACUUUCAUUUGGGGCGAAGAUAUGGAUGAGUGGGAUCCAAUCCACAUGAUUUAUGGAAUGGAGCGUGCAAUUGCUACUUGGGAAGUUAGAUUCGCUGCUUCAGCAACGGCUUUUCUUCACAAACUUCAGAAGGGCAUACCACCAUGGGUUCCUCUCAAGGGAUUUGAAAAGAAGACUUAUAAGCAGCUUGAAGAAGAGGCUAUAGAAAGCAAGAGACGUGAUUUAGCGGUGUUAGAAGCUAAUGAUGGUGUUUGGCCAGGAGUUAGAAUUCCAAGUCAUGCCCUAUUUCUUUGGGCUAGUGGCUCUGAACUCACCACUAUUUUGGAAGAGGAUCACAUGCCCAACAAAUACAUUCCUAGACAUCUUAAGAUAAUUGUGAGACAGGUUGCAGUUGGCAAAAAUUAUUCCAGGUUUGAGGCCAUGGGAAGUUCUGAGUAUAGAACAAGCAAUGGAUCAAAUAACAUUUAAUGGCCAAUGGUACCGGGAACCACUCGGCUCAUUCCAGACUGGUCCACCAUACAUCCAGCACUGGAAUAAGGACAUAAUGAGGUUAUAUAAGAUAUUCGAAGAUCUCAACGACGAGGUGUAUGAAAAUUUCAUGAGGAACCUCCCGGGAUUUGAUAAAAUUGCAGAGAAGGUUCAGAGAGAUUUUGUUACAAAAUUUCAAUAAACUGUUGGAGAAGAGAGAAGCGGAGAAAAGGAGGCGGCGGCGGCUUGGUAGGUGAGCUGCAGUGGUCGCUUCUUGUCUCUUCUCUCACAUGAUAUCGACAUAUCGAAUUUUAAAGAUUCUGGUUAGGUCACUAGCAAGAACAUUUCAUUUGCCCAGUUCAUGAUGAAAAUAACGAUGAGAAGGCAAAUUUUGGGUGGAGAGGGAAAUCAAACUGUAAGUUGCCACCAGGUAUUGUAGCUUCUGCUGAAAUGACACACACUCUCUCUCUAAAAUGUUGUCUUAAUAUAGAUGGUUGGUCAAGCCGUUGCGAGUGAUCUAUUGGUUUGGAACUUUGGUAGUCUACACGGGAAUGGUUCGUCUUAAUUGAGAAAUGCAUAAACACCCAAAUUGAUUUCCAAAGAAUUCUAGAUCGGACAAUUUGGUCUCUAAUAAAUUUUUAUCCUGUAAAAGUAUUCGAAAAUUACUCCCGUCGAACGUAUUGGUCGUUCUGCUGGCAUUCUGGCAAAAGGCCAAUUUGGUGUCAUCAAGAAUCGUGAGAAGCACAAGGGAAGUUUUGAGACCAUCCAUGUCCAGGAUGCUACUGAUUAGGAGUUUGCAACCCGCAUGGGGAAUCCGUUCAUCAUCGGCAAUGGAACAAAGCCUUGGGUGUCUCUUCCCAAAGUUGUCGAUCAUGGAAGAGGCUAGAAAGAGGCUUGCUGUUCAACAACAAACUGCUGCAUAAAUUUAAUUAUGAUAUUGUUGGAAAAUUUUGGUUUUCAGAUUCAGAUUCUUAAGCUUUGGGGCUUACUCUCAGCAUUGUUUUGUUAGCACAAUUGUCAACAAGCUUCAUGUGAUCUCAGCCUUAUUACCAUGAUCAAUAGUUGAAUACUAAUAUACUGUGGUGAGUGGUGACUUAUUCUUGUUUCAUUCUUUUGAUAUCUAAAUUUCAAAUUUACUUCUAUAGAUUCUAGGGUGUUUGAUCUUUCAUUGAAUAAUUUAUGUUUGUUAAUGUAUGUUUUUAUAUCAAUGACAUGAACUUAUGUUGGUUUACUGUUGUC